Messenger RNA from Lasiodiplodia theobromae, 1746 nucleotides. RefSeq names its product Elongator complex protein 3. NCBI's taxonomy places the organism in Eukaryota, Fungi, Ascomycota, Dothideomycetes, Botryosphaeriales, Botryosphaeriaceae. The record is from RefSeq and is a predicted model, not a curated record. The transcript is spliced from 3 exons. Gene Ontology annotation, biological process: tRNA wobble base 5-methoxycarbonylmethyl-2-thiouridinylation. The coding region runs from base 1 to 1746 and encodes 581 amino acids. Gene Ontology annotation, molecular function: iron-sulfur cluster binding; acyltransferase activity, transferring groups other than amino-acyl groups. Gene Ontology annotation, cellular component: cytoplasm; nucleus; elongator holoenzyme complex.
AUGGCGACCACCACCAUGACCGAGGCCAUCCCAAAGGGCCGUCGGCUUCCCAAAAAUGUCAAGCUGCCGCCGGAAAACGAGCGCUACAUGCGCGCCUGCGCAGACAUUGCCAGUGCACUCAUCCAGGACUAUGAGGCCUCACUGGAUGGUUCCAAGCCCAAGAAGGAUAUCAACCUCAAUGCGCUUCGCGGCCAGAUGGCCAAGAAGCACUACUUGAGCACCCAACCGCCACUCACUGCUAUUAUUGCUGCUGUGCCCGAACACUAUAAAAAAUAUAUUCUGCCAAAGUUAAUAGCAAAGCCGAUCCGCACCUCAUCAGGCAUCGCCGUGGUGGCGGUUAUGUGCAAACCCCACCGCUGCCCUCACAUUUCCUACACCGGCAACAUUUGCGUCUACUGCCCCGGCGGCCCCGAUUCCGACUUUGAAUACUCAACCCAGUCAUACACCGGAUAUGAGCCUACCUCCAUGCGCGCUAUCCGGGCGCGGUACGAUCCUUACGAGCAGGCGCGCGGCAGAGUCGACCAAAUCAAGGCGUUGGGACAUAGUGUGGAUAAAGUCGAGUACAUUAUCAUGGGCGGCACCUUCAUGUCUCUACCUGAGAGCUACCGUGACGAGUUCAUCUCCCAGCUUCACAAUGCACUGAGCGGAUACCAGACCACCAAUGUGGACGAGGCAGUCAUGGCGGGCGAGAUGAGCAACGUCAAGUGCGUGGGUAUCACAAUUGAGACCAGGCCCGACUACUGCUUGGACCAGCAUCUGAGCGCCAUGCUACGGUACGGAUGCACGCGUUUGGAGAUUGGCGUACAGAGUCUGUACGAGGACGUCGCGCGCGACACCAACCGCGGCCAUACCGUCGCUGCUGUGGCGGAGACGUUCAAGCUGGCCAAGGACGCAGGCUUCAAGGUCGUCUCGCACAUGAUGCCUGACCUGCCCAACGUCGGCAUGGAGCGCGACCUCGACCAGUUCCGCGAGUACUUUGAGAAUCCGGCCUUCCGCACCGAUGGAUUGAAGAUCUACCCCACGCUCGUCAUCCGUGGAACUGGCCUCUACGAGUUGUGGCGGACGGGCCGCUACAAGAACUAUACCCCCAACGCGCUGAUUGACCUCGUUGCCCGGAUCCUCGCCCUCGUCCCCCCGUGGACCCGCAUCUACCGCGUCCAGCGUGAUAUUCCCAUGCCUCUUGUCACCGCCGGUGUUGAGAACGGCAACCUGCGCGAGCUGGCCCUCGCCCGCAUGAAGGACUUCGGCACCACCUGCCGCGAUGUUCGCACCCGUGAAGUCGGCAUUAACGAGGUCAAGAACAAGAUCCGGCCUAGUCAGGUCGAGCUCGUACGCAGAGACUACGUUGCCAACGGUGGCUGGGAGACGUUCCUGGCGUACGAGGACCCGAAGCAGGAUAUCUUGAUCGGUCUGCUGCGUCUGAGGAAGCUCAGUAAGACGCACACUUUCCGCCCGGAGCUUACAGGCCAGCCUACAAGUAUGGUGCGUGAGCUCCACGUCUAUGGAACCGCAGUGCCGAUGCACGCUCGUGAUCCGAAGAAGUUCCAGCACCAGGGCUACGGUACCCUGUUGAUGGAGGAAGCGGAGAGGAUCGCGAGGGAGGAGCAUGGCAGCAAGAAAAUCAGUGUCAUCUCGGGUGUUGGAGUGCGGGAUUACUACCGGAAGCUGGGCUACAAAUUAGAUGGGCCGUUUAUGUCGAAGGAACUCCAUCCGUUGGACGAUGAUGAGAGUAGUGACGAGGAGUAA